This is a messenger RNA of Nelumbo nucifera (sacred lotus), 1363 nucleotides long. Its product is annotated as triosephosphate isomerase, chloroplastic. Gene Ontology annotation, biological process: glycolytic process; glyceraldehyde-3-phosphate biosynthetic process; glycerol catabolic process. Gene Ontology annotation, molecular function: triose-phosphate isomerase activity. The record is from RefSeq and is a predicted model, not a curated record. Gene Ontology annotation, cellular component: cytosol. NCBI's taxonomy places the organism in Eukaryota, Viridiplantae, Streptophyta, Magnoliopsida, Proteales, Nelumbonaceae.
GGAUCCGCUAAUGUUGGGAGCGUUAGUUGGGAGCAUAUACGAACUUGCAAUCUCUCUCGAACACUACUAGUUCGCUUGCUAGCUAUCGAGAUAGGGUUCCCUUCCUUAACUCCUGGGAGGAAGAAAGUAGAAAACAUUAGCCGAGGAAGGUCCGAGAAAUGGCGAUCAUGUCUACUUCCCUCGCAUCUCAACUGUCUGGCUCCAAAUGCGCAAUCUCCUCUUGUCCGCAGUUCUCCGGAUUGCGUCGCUCCGGCUUGAGCUUGAAGUUGGAUCAGUCGCACACUUUCUCAACCACCCAAUCCUUCUUUGACCAUGUCAAUUCUCAUCUUCGUCUCUCCGAUGGUCGACGAGGUUGCAGAGGUGUCAUUACAAUGGCCGGUUCUGGGAAGUUUUUCGUUGGUGGGAACUGGAAGUGUAAUGGAACAAAGGAAUCUAUCAGCAAACUUGUUUCUGACUUAAAUGGUGCUGAAUUGGAGGCUGAUGUUGAUGUUGUUGUAGCACCUCCCUUCAUAUACAUUGACCAGGUAAAGAACUCUUUAACAGAUCGGAUUGAGAUAUCUGCUCAAAAUUCUUGGGUUGGAAAAGGUGGAGCUUUUACAGGGGAAAUCAGUGUGGAACAAUUGAAGGAUAUAGGCUGCAAUUGGGUAAUUCUUGGGCAUUCUGAGCGGAGACAUAUCAUCGGUGAGGAUGAUCAGUUUAUAGGAAAGAAAGCUGCAUAUUCUCUAAGCCAAAAUCUUAAGGUUAUAGCAUGCAUUGGUGAAAAACUAGAAGAACGGGAAGCUGGGAAAACUUUUGAUGUCUGUUUCCAACAGAUGAAGGCAUUUGCAGAGAAUGUGCCUAGUUGGGAGGAUGUAGUUAUUGCAUAUGAGCCUGUAUGGGCCAUUGGCACCGGUAAAGUAGCCACCCCCCAGCAGGCCCAAGAAGUACAUGUAGCUGUUCGUGACUGGCUAAAAAAGAAUGUCUCAGAAGAAGUUGCUUCCAAAACACGCAUUAUUUAUGGAGGAUCUGUAAAUGGGAGCAACUGUGCAGAGCUUGCAAAACAAGAAGAUAUUGAUGGAUUUCUUGUUGGUGGUGCUUCCCUAAAGGGUCCUGAGUUUGCUACUAUCAUCAAUUCUGUCACAUUCAAGAAGGUGGCUGCUUGAUCCUUUUUGAUGGAGUCUGUGCAGAUAAGGUCAAUUAAAGGCCAAAUAAAGACUAUUCAAGGUAGCAAUGUAAUGUAUCCAAACUAUGAGCGUUUCUAUUUGAGUGGGGUGUUGAUCAGAGCCCAGUUUUCCCAUCCCAUUGAGAACGAAUGCUUAUUUUUGUUGAACUUGGUACUCUUGUUUCUGGUUGAAAUUAAAUUAAUAAAAUCAUGUUAGUGCAA